Molecule: messenger RNA, 2018 nt
Organism: Salvelinus sp. IW2-2015
Lineage: Eukaryota; Metazoa; Chordata; Actinopteri; Salmoniformes; Salmonidae
Source: RefSeq, a predicted model, not a curated record
CCCCAGGUGAGACUUCUCUCUGACCUCUUACAGAUAUAUGACUAACUAUGAGCCAUGUGACUAAGUUUUUAAGCCCUCCCAUUCAUUCCACAUGGACAGAACCCUAUUGACCUCAGCCAGAGUUCUUCUGCUACUGGGUCCUGAGGCACUGGAGCUCCUGCCUGGCACUUCGCUGGGUCCUAAAGAUCCCACUGUUGAUUAUUACUUUCACUUAUUUGGGCUUUUCAGCCUGCACGUUCAGAGCUGUGCCAGCUAUGAUCAUGUUGUUUGGACCAUGGUGGCCCAAAGGCUCAUCGAAGCUCUUUAGCAUCGGAAAUCAAUGAUGGGAGAUCGAUGGUGGAAUGUUUUUGACAAGCCGGACCAUAGUGCUAGGAAAAGGGGUCAUGCAAUCGUUAGUCUGUCUGGUGAAUUCUGGUGGAGAGAUCAGAGCUGAACUGGUUUCAGUUGAAAAGUGGAAAGGGAGAAAAUGCCAGACUUUUCUGAGGAAGGGCUGGACCACUACCUACUGAAUCAAGUGGACCUGCGGCACCGUACAGUCGGCAGGCGUGUUGAGGAGGUUCUGACGGUGCUCAGAGAUCUGACCACUGAGGUCAGCAAGAAAGACGGACGCUUCCAGUCCAUCGCCCACGCUGGAGUCAACAACGAGAACAUCAAGGACCAGCCUGCCAUGGUGUCUAAAUGGGCAGCCCUCCUGAGAGGCAGAUGUUCCUUCAACCCAGCCAUCCAGGUCCUGACUUCCAGCCUGGUUUUGGUCAGUGUUCCGGUGCGGGGGUUGAUUGGAUAUCAUGAGCAUGUGGCUCGUCAGUGGAGAUACUAUUCUCUGACUGGCUCCAUUCUCCCCACUCCUGUCCGUGAGCCAGAGAAACUCCACCAAUGGCUGGAGCUGGAGAGCUUCACAAGCCCCGCCCAGGACUGGCAGGAUGCCAAAGUGUGUGUUGAGGGAGACAUUGUACCGGCCAAGGUGGUCAGUCUCUUCAGAGAACAACUAGAGACCGCCAUACUGACCUGCAGCUUCAGUGGUAAGGUUCAGCAUCUUGGAGUCUGUGGGUUCGGUAGUGCGUGUUGCCAUAGAGACGGCGGAGGGUGUGAUGGAGGCAGAACUUGUUCCCACUGUGGAGCUGAUCAACUAUUGGCCGAAGAAAGCCCGCUGGCCCCGCCUUCUGCAGCGCUGGCCAACCACAGAGAGAGCUCGCUGCAUCAAGGUCUCAGCUUGGAAACAUGCUUUCUAACCCUUAUAACCUUCUACACCCUAACUUACUUUCUCUCUAUCUCUCCCUCUCUUCAGUCGUUUGGGUUUAACCUCAUGGCAACGUCUAAUUACCACUGGCUGUUGUCGUUCUCACGGGCGGAGCAGGCGUUGCUAGUGGCCGUUGAUGAGGACGGUGGUUGCCGUAGGAAGUGUUACCGUGUUGUCAGACAGCUGAAGGAGGACACCUGGUGUCCCGGCACCAAGCCUGUCAUCACAGCCUUCCACCUGCAGACUCUGUUGUUCUGGUGCUGUGAGAAGUUUCCAUGUGGGCGUGACUGGCGCUGUGUAAAGGAGUGUGUGCUGCGUGUAGCCAGGAAGCUGUUGAAGUGUGUGAGCCAGCGCUACCUGAGACACUACUUUGUCCGCUCCUACAACCUGCUGAAGUACAGUAACACCACAGAGUUAGACCACACAGCCCAGAAGAUCAAUGACUUUAUAGCCAACCCCAGCCUCUAUGUCCACUAAACACUGAUUAUUAACACCAAUUCUAGCAUGAUAUUUUUAUUGCUAUUAUUCUUGUCUAUCCUAAUGUUGCAAACAUAAAAUUAAUACAAGGUUGUGUUCAGUAGGGCACAGCCUACCAAAACAUUUGUAGCAGUAGCUUUUUACUUAGUCAAAUUCCUGUACAUGCAAAUGUCUUUGGUGAAUAAAGAUGAUUCUGAUUCACAGCAUAGCAAAACAUUUUGCAUGAGGUAAUGAACAUCCUUAUUGAACAAGUCAGAAGUUGUUUUUAUUCUGUACCUAAAUAAAGUAGUUUUCUUAUAUUGCA